AGAAAAGCACUGAAAUAAUCCAUAGGAAUCGAGAAAAAGGAAACUUAGAUGGAGCUAAAGGGAAAAUCAACCGAACACAACCCAAUAAAAAGUUUUGUAAGGAUGAACGGAGCGAGGGGUUUGCAGGUGCACGUGACGUUCGACUGCAAGGUAGAUCUGUUGGCGAGAAAAAAAUAAAUAGAUUACAAUCAAAAGAUGUGUAUCUAGCAAAAGAAAAUGGUAAAGUGAGUGACAAAAUUGUGCUGGCGCUAGAGAGGGCCAUCAACUACCAUCAAAUUGAUCAAAUUGCUGAUGCGCGAAAUGCUCUAAGAUUUCUUUUCGUAGUAUUGUUAAAUAUUCAGCUACAGGAUCUUGAGGUGCCAAACGAGGAUGGCUGGCUAUGGGAAGUUUUAGCUUGGGGAAAGGAGCUUUUUCUCGAGGGUGGCGUCAGUUGCUCAAUCAAACACGGAACGUUACUGUUAGAUUCAAGUUAUGUCGGGCAAAAAUACCUUCAGGAGAAAAUCAGAAGUUCUCCGAUCAAUAAAGUAUCCUCACCCAAUGACUCAAGCAUCCGUGUGGAAGAGUUUUACCUGAGCGUAUUAAACGUUCUGGGGACGUUCGCAUUGUUAAUCUCAGAGCUUGAAAUUGCUCAUGAAACAUUUCAACUGCUGGUAGAUUUUCAUCAUCAAUUAGCCACCUCUAAUUCCCCUUUACAAGACCUAGGAGCUGCUUACAACAACAAAGGAUGUAUUUCACUUGUUAAAGGAGAUUUUUGCCUGGCAACUGAAGAAUUUAAGAAAUCAUUGAGCUAUGUAGAAUCCAGAAAGCUACGACAACUUGAACGUUUGUCCACGGAUACCGAGUCUGUUGCAGUGUCUAGCAACAUUAGCCGCUUGCAUUUGAUAUCUAGGAAUUUUAAUGAAGCCCUCGAACUACAAGAACAGCUAGAGAAUGAUUGUGAAGCUAGAGAGAUUAACGAAUUACCUUUUCAAACUAUAUUUAUGAUGAUGAAUAAUCGAGUGGUUUUGUACACUUCUCUCGGUAACUUUAACAAAGCCGAAAAAGCUUUAAGACGCCUGAAAUCCUACUGCAAUAGGAUGGAGAGAGAGGACUGUAAUAGCCUUCUCAAUUUUGUUCGUCUACAUCUUUCUGAAGCACUACUCCUACAAGGAAAAACCAGGGAGGCCGAGGAGGAAUUUAGCCUUAAGAAAUUAUCUUCUACCUCCUUCACAGAUCUAGUUGACAUGUUUGGAAGCCUUUACAUGAAUGUAAGAAUUGAGGCACUUGAAAAGUUAGCAGAGGUAUUUGUCCGUAGAGGACAAAUCCAAAUUGCCCUGAGUCUAUUAGAAAAAACUGUGGAAAUCAUCGAAACAAGUUUUGGAUCUGGCCAUUUAAACCUUGCCUCGCUGUUGUUCAAGCAAGGUUCUAUUUUGAGCCUCACAGGAGACUUAAUAAGUGCUGCUGGGAAAUUCAAAUCCUCGGCUGACAUAUUGCAAAUGAUUUUUGGCCAGAGAAAUCCUCUCCUCAUCAAAUGCUACAUGUCUCUUGGUGAGCUGAAGUCGAGACUGGAGCACAAAGAAGAAUCACACCUUUACUUUCAGAGAGCUGUUAAGAGCUUAGAGGUCCUGUACCAAGUUUCAUUUGAAAAUGAAUUGUCCACAACGUACAUGGAGAUUACGAAAAAGCUAAAAGAGUCCUCAAGAAGCGAAGUGUCGGAAAUGAUGAUAGAAGGUCUGGUUGCUGAGCAUGGACAAGCAUUGGCCGUGUUACUCCGAGAAAACAACCCUCAAGAAGAAACCUUGAGAAGAUCUAAGACAGGCAAGAAACUGGUUUCUGGAGAAAGACUGGGAAAUGAAUGUUUGGACUCAAAAAUAAUGAUUUCUCAGAAAUAUGCUAUUGACUUUUUGCAGACUGGACAGAAACUGCUCCGGCAGGGAAUGAAAGAGGAAGCUGCUGCCUUUUUCGAGCAAGCAGGGGCGCAUUGUGAAGACCAUCGUUCAAAAGAGGGUCAUUUAAACGCAGAGCUAGUUCGGAUGCAUAGCUUACUCCUACAGAAACAUUCUGGUGAAUUGACAGCCGAUCAAGAUGUGAACAACACUUUAGAAGAGCUUAGCAAAGAAAUCGAGGAAAAUGAAAAAUGGAGUAAAGUCAAAGAAACCACAAGAGAAGUAACAACCGCAGAGUUUGACCAUCAAUUCAACCUGAAGCUGUUUUUAAUUUUCCUCAUCAUGAUGUCUAUUGAAUUGAAAGAGAUUGACACAACCUUUGCAGCAUACGACCUGUAUACAAAACUUUCACCCUACGAAACCGAGUUUCAUUUUCUGCUCAAUGACGGCAUUCAAGUUUUUGCUUCGAAAACUUUAGUAACUUGCAAUGGGAAGACUGCAUUCCAAGAUGUUCUGGUUUCCUCAACAAUUGGCCCGGAUGAAAGCAUCGCUGAAUGCCCUACUCCUGAGGAACAGGUUUUUAGAAGUUUGUCCUACAAGACGAAUACCUCGUCGAAUGGGUUUCUGGCUGCCUGCAGCUCACCUGUCAUUCUUGAUAUCGAUGAACUUUUGGUAUUAAAGAGGAGUGUCUCACUUGCAUUCAAAGAAUGUUUUCAGCUAAAGCGUUUUGAAAGUGAACACGAAGAUGUUGGGACUCAAAUAAUUGUUGACCUAACCUCAACAACAAUGUAUGGCCACUGUAGCAUCACGUCAUAUGGCAGUCGUAUUGAGCUCCUUCCUCUUUGUUUGACGGAAGAUUUUCAAGUCGGAAUUUCGCAAGAACAAAGCAUUUUUGAGAUUCAAACCUCAAUGUGGCAAGACACUAAGUGCAUGAUCUUUGCAGAUGAGCAAACGAGCAGUUACAUGUUUAAAACUACUGUUUUAAACCUUCUUCAGGAAUGCCGCUCCGACAAAACAUUAACACUAGCGAUACAUAGUCACAGCAUAUCUGUAGCGAUUCGUCAACCAGUGAAAGCGCGUUUGACGUUAUCACAUGACAAGAGGUCGAUUAAGCAAAGAAUCAAGUUCGUAGCAACAGCAACAGCGAAAAAGACAGCAACAGCUCUUGGGAUCAAAGGAUGCGAUACUCAAAAGUACUUUGAAGCCUCAUGCCCUAAAAGUGUGGCCGAUGUGUUAUCUUGGCCGGGCAUCGAUACCUCUGCAAAGAAAUAUCAAGUUGCUUACCGAUCAGGAAUUCACCUAGAGGACCCCUUGGAUGACCCAGUUGCAGAAAACAAUAAAGUUCCGCCGGAACUCAAGAGCUCAGAGAACGAUUCAAAAAGCAGCCUCAAAAACAGUGUUCUACAGUGCCUUAUUGAAGUCGAUGAGUUAUCUCGAUUGCUUGAUGAAGAGCCAUCUCCAGUUCAAGAUGAUGACAAUGUAAGUCUGGGUUCAAUUGGAGAUGACAAAAGAUUCAAAGAUACUGUGUCUCAAACUCAGACAGGCCAGGAACUCAUUCCUAGAAAAGAUAACGAUGUUAGUUUAGUGGACCUAAAUGGAGGACAAUCUACUUUUCUCGGAGGUCAGUUAUACCAGGAUCCUAUCUCUGAAAAUUCGCAGCAAUCAGAAACAACAUCAGGGGAUGGCUCCCAAAGCCACUGUCCAACUUUGAAGGCUCCAGGUUGUGCCCUAAUUGAGUCGAGCUUGCAGACGCAUGAAGAAAAUUUCACGCAAAGAGCAGAAGACAGCGACGAAACCUGCAUGGGUAAGCUCUUGUUUGAAAGUGAUAGAAAAUCGAGACGCUCAUUAAUGGCUGAAUUUCAGAGAAGUUUGAACAAAAGAAAGUCGAAAUUUAAAGAGAGUUCCUUCAACUUUGAACAAAAUGGUGAUGAAGUGUCGAUCGAUUCAAACAGGCCAUACACAAGUUGUAUGUUCAGUCUUAAAGAAAGCCAAAAAACCAAUGAUGGUAUUGUCGUUUAUAUCGGAAUUCCGCACUUUCAACAUCAAGCCAAAGAAAAAAACCAAAGUUCCAAGUUCUAUUCGGAAAGGGAGUGUGACUCCUUCGAAGCAAUUGAAGUAGCAAAAACCGAUGAAGGCGCACCGACGGUACCUAAACUUAUUAAAGAUCCAGAAUCACCAGCUCCGUCAAUAAGUAAUACACAACACCUCACCAGUCUUAAAAUACUAUCAAAAAGUAAGCGUCUGAAAGAUGGAGACAGUUCUUUAAAAGAUGAAGAAUCAAGAGUCAUUAAUGAAAAUUUUAAAGCUAUCGAUGAGAGCGAAACCACCGGAAGCCAAAAGUAUUCAGUCAAUUACUUGGUUUUAGAAGACACUGACGUUGUGGAUGGACCCUUGAGGUCAUGCGAUUUUGAACGAGAGAGCUCCAACGGACAAGAAAGGUUUGGGAAGCAUUACUUGCCUAGCUCCUCAAAAGCAUCCCCAGUUAUGAAGCCAGUUUGCCACGACGCUUCUUUUCGAUACCCUUACCAAGAUGAUGGUACCUUCAGUACUUUGAGGCUUCCAAACGUUCAAGCUGAGGAACGAAGCCGAGAAUCGACGCAUGCCUUGGACACCGACUGCGAGGCACAAAGAAAACAAAUUGAGAGAGAUUGGUUGUCGGGAGCUCAUUCCUUUAUCAAUUCACAAGACUCUUCAAAUCCAGAAGAACAACUAAAAUCUAAGCUGUUGGAAAACGAAAAAAAUAACUCAUCUGAAAGGUCUCUACAAAAUGACUUCCUCAUUCACUCGAAUCAUGGUAUUCAAGACUCUGAUGAGAAUGAAACUAAUGAAAGUUUUAGAACAAAGGCUAGUGAAAUCCACGUGAUUGGAAAAUCGAUAGGUGCAUUCGAUUUUUCUAGAAAAACACAAGAAAACUAUAUGGAAGACACUACGAUGGCCUAUGAACCCGAACCGAAAUCUGAGGAUAUCUUAGAAGCUAAUCAAAGCCAUCCACCUAUGACAUCCUCAGAUAGCUUUCAAGCAAAACGCAUACAACUCAGUCCUUUUGAGGAAGCAAGAAGAAAAACGAUUCCCAGUUUCUCUGAAGGGGAAAGAAGACACAGGCUAGAAGAUACCGUAAAGAUCAAAGGGAAUGGCUAUUUUAAUCUCUACCCUCCCUUAGAUUUAAAGAAAGGAACAGUAUUCUCGUCAUUUUCUGACCAUGUUUCACCAGAUGGACCCAUCAAUGGAAGUUUUCGCAAGGACCAAAGCAACUCUGAUGCUACAUUCAUUUUAAACGCCACAGAUAAAGUCGAUGGGUCAUGUGAACUUGAAUCAGAUAUUUUAAACGGACCAGACGAGAGAGUUAGACCUUCUUUGUAUUGCUCCUCUGGAGCAAUCAAGGAUCGACAGAGGAGAAUACCUAACAUAAUGUCUUACGAUAAAACUUCUUUUACCUCAAUUUACCAAGGUGGCGAUGUCAUUGAAAGCGAAAAGGCAUCCUUAGGAAGGAUCAAGGAUAAUUUUGACGAAAGGAUUAUCGCAAACGAGCCCAUCCCAAAUUGCAGUGAAAAGAUAUCUCAAGGCUUUCCUUCCAGAGCUUUCUCUUGCAAACCUGAAGAUGUUUUAAAGGAAGAGGCGAUAGCACCUGUUACAUACAAUGAUCAUGGGGGAGCAAGGCCAAAACGAAAAUUAAAUGACUCGAGGAAAGGUAUGAUUAUCCCCACAAAGACUAAUUCAAGGUCAUAUCCUAUUUUUGUAGCGCGUCACAUUAACGAUGAUAGAAAUCCGGAUUUCUGUAUCAAUGCUGGUAACUGUGAUCAUGCUUCAGUUGAAGGUCAUCAGCAGGACGAUCACAACCAAUAUUUCCUUUUAUCUACAGAUCAUGGAAGUUUCUCCUUCGGAGAAAAAGAUGCAUCUUGCGAAGAAGGAUAUACUCAAUCAUGCCAUGUCUCUGAUGAGGGUAGGAUAAGUUGCUCUCAGAGAGACCUCUUUGUGACAAAAAACCGUUUCAUACCUCAGUCAUCGCCUUUGAGUCAAACAGAACGCCCUGGUUUGUCAUCUCGCGUGUGUGAUGAAAAUUUGUCACUGCUGCCGUCAAGGCGAUAUUGUGUUGACGAGGGGGACCCUGUAAUUCCUGAGCCCAAGUCAUCAUUUAAUAGCCCUUAUUCACGAGAUGCUGUCAAUAGUGUGAAAUCGACGAUGAACAAAUAUGACAGUAGUACGAAAAACAUUGACUGUGGACUUACCCAAAUUUCCACAAGUGCUGAGGAUGAGGUUUCAUUGAUAGAGCAUUCUUCAGGUUCUCUUCUUGGAUCUUUGCAACAAAUAAUGGCCCAAACUGUCCAGCUUGUUGCGUCAAGCGUCACUCCCGCAAACAAGGCUCAAUGCACACUCCAGUCAGUCGAAAAGGUGGGCAUACAAGAAAAUGCACGAAAUUUUAGAGAACAAGAGGUAUCCAUUCCAUCACCUAUCAACGAAUCAAGUAAUCAAGAGGUCUUUACGCAAGUCAAUGAGUCCACUUUAGGAGCUGAUCGUGAGCAACAAUCCAUAGCCACACCUGUACAGGAGACUCCACGCCCUGUUUGCAGUCAUUAUCAACGCCGAUGCUUGGUCCGGUUUCCCUGCUGUGGAAAGUUCUUCCCUUGCCAUCGUUGCCACAACGAGUCUGAUUGUACUGAGGAUCAGGCAAGAGCAAUCAAUGCCACACAUAUACGCUGUACUAUCUGCUACAACGAACAAGUGAUCGAUGAAAAUAGCCAGAGGUGCGGCUCCUGCAACUCGAAAAUGUCUGAAUAUUUCUGUGCAACAUGUAAACACUUCACGUCGGUUGACAAGAAUCCUUUCCAUUGCACGAAGUGUGGGAUCUGCAGAAUCCAUAGCGACAGAUCCUUCCACUGUGAUGUUUGUAACGUAUGCCUGGACAAACGUCUUGAAGGAAAACAUAAGUGCAGACCUGAUUCGGGACACGAUGAAUGCUGCAUUUGUCUGGAGGAUGCCUUCAGUGGCUGUCAAAUUCUACCCUGCUCUCACAAGGUUCACAAAGACUGUGCAAUUGCAAUGAUACAAAAUGGGGUCCGAACGUGCCCGAUAUGCCGACAUCCGUUGUUCGGCCAACUUCAAACUAGUCCUCAGUAACAAUUU
Messenger RNA from Pocillopora damicornis (cauliflower coral), 6986 nucleotides. RefSeq lists its product as uncharacterized. Gene Ontology annotation, cellular component: nucleus. Lineage: Eukaryota; Metazoa; Cnidaria; Anthozoa; Scleractinia; Pocilloporidae. Gene Ontology annotation, biological process: ubiquitin-dependent protein catabolic process; protein ubiquitination. The record is from RefSeq and is a predicted model, not a curated record. Gene Ontology annotation, molecular function: protein binding; ubiquitin protein ligase activity; zinc ion binding.